This is a messenger RNA of Quercus robur (English oak), 2730 nucleotides long. Its product is annotated as disease resistance protein RPV1-like. The record is from RefSeq and is a predicted model, not a curated record. Gene Ontology annotation, biological process: signal transduction; defense response. The transcript is spliced from 7 exons. The coding region runs from base 552 to 2720 and encodes 722 amino acids. Lineage: Eukaryota; Viridiplantae; Streptophyta; Magnoliopsida; Fagales; Fagaceae. Gene Ontology annotation, molecular function: ADP binding.
UAGCAACUCCACUCUUAAAAUUAUAUCAAUGUUUUAUACUCUCCACAAUUUCUCUUCUAUUCUCUGUUUUCCACUUCAACCGACUCUCUCUCUCUCUCUCUCUCUCUCUUCAUCUCAUCAACCUUGACAACGUGAUCCAUCCGAAUCCUCAAGUCAAGAAUAAUCAGUCUGGGAAAAGAAAAGGUUGGAAGGCCAGGUUGUUUCAAGCAGCUUUUGGGCUUUACCACCACUGCUGUAAGUCCUCAAUUCUCUGACUGUCUCUCCUCUCUUCAACUCAUUGACCUUGACAACGUGAUCCAUCAGCAUCCUCAAGUUCAAGAUUUGCCAAUAUAUUUCUAAUGGCUGCCAUUAGCACUUAAUCUGCCUCAUCUUCGUCAUCAAUUUCUUCUUCAACACCACAACAAAAAUACGAUGUCUUUCUCAGCUUUAGAGGUGAGGACACACGCAAUAGAUUUACUGACCAUCUAUAUGUUGCCUUAAAACAAAAGGGCAUUCUCACCUUUAGAGACGAGGAAAAACUUGAGACGGGAAAAUCUAUUUCAUCAGAGCUUAUGAAAGCAAUAGAAAAAUCAAGGUUUGCAAUUGUCAUUCUUUCAAGAAACUAUGCAUCUUCUACAUGGUGUUUGGAUGAACUUGUAAAGAUCAUUAGGUGCAUGAAAGAGAUGAAGAUGAUGGUUCUACCAAUUUUUUAUGAUGUGGAUCCAUCUACUAUACGAAAACAAAUGGGUACUUUUGCCCAAGCCUUUGCUAAACAUGAAGAAAAUUUCAAGGACUUCAUAGACAAGGUGCAAGCAUGGAGAACUGCUUUGAGAGAAGUAGCCAAUCUCAAAGGAUGGCAUGUACAAGAUAGGCCUGAGUCACAAAUUAUCCAGAACAUUGUGGGAGAAUUGUGGCAUAAAUUAAGUUAUGCAUUCUCAGAAUAUACCGAAAACCUAGUAGGAAUAAUUUCUCGAGCGGAGAAAUUGGAGUCAUGUUUGGAUUUAGGGUCAAACAAUGUUCGCAUGGUAGGGAUUUGGGGGAUGGGAGGAAUAGGUAAAACAACUCUUGCUAGAGUUGUGUUUCGUAUGGUUUCAAAUAAGUUUGAAGGUUGUUGUUUUCUUGCUAAUGUUAGGGGAGUUUGUGAAAAAGAUGGUUUAGUUCGAUUACAACAACAACUCAUUCUUCAAAUUUUGAAUGAAAAUAUGGGGGUAGAAGAUGUUAAUGAAGGAGUUUUUGUGAUCAAGAAUAGGUUACGUCAUAAAAAUAUUCUUCUCAUUCUUAAUGAUGUAGAUCAAUUAGACCAAUUAAACAAGUUAGCAGGGGAUCAUAUUUGGUUUAGUUUAGGUAGUAGAGUUAUCAUAACAACAAGAGAUAAGCAUUUGCUACAGACCCUUGGAGUAGAUGAAAUAUAUGAGGCUAAUGGAUUGACUCAUGAUGAAUCUUUUCAUCUUUUGAGUUUGAAAGCAUUUAAAAAAGAUCAUCCACCCGAAGAUUAUCUAGAGUUGUCCAGAGAUUUUGUAUAUUAUGCUAAAGACCUUCCUUUAGCUAUUGAGAUUUUGGGUUCUUUUUUGUUUGGUAGAAGUAUCCAUCAAUGGAAAAGUACAUUAAAUAGGCUAAAACGGUUUCCUGAAAAAUAUAUUCUCCAAGUACUUAGAAUAAGUUUUGAAGGACUACAUGAAAUAGAGAAGGAAAUAUUCCUAAAUAUUGCUUGUUUCUUUAAUCAUAAGGUGAAAAAAGAUGUAGUAGAAAUACUAAAUUAUCUUGACCUUUUUCCAAAUGUUGGAUUGGGGGUUCUUUUUGAUAAAUCUCUUGUUAAAUUUGAUGAUUGUACCUUGUGGAUGCAUGAUUUGCUUCAAGAAAUGGGCAAGAACAUAGUUUAUGAAGAGUGUCCUAAAGAGCCGGGAAAACGUGGCAAACUGUGGCUGUUUAAGGACAUUAACAAUGUACUGACAGAAAAUACGGAAACAAAAGCAAUUCAAGGCAUAGUCUUAAAGUUGCAUAAACAAAAAGAGGCAUAUUGGAAUCCUGAAUCCUUUUCAAAGGUUCAUGAUCUUAAAUUGCUCAUAAUUAAUAACGUUCACCUUUUGCACGAGCCCAAAUAUCUUCCUAAUGCCUUGAGAUUUGUUGACUGGAGCGGAUACCCUUCAAAAUAUUUUCCACCAAGUUCCCAACAAAAGUCUUUUGAUAGUUUGAAGUUCAUCAAUUUGAAGAAAUCACUAAAAUUGAUUGAAACUCCUGACUUCAACAAAAUCCCAAAUCUUGAGAAAUUGAUUCUUAAAGGUUGUAUAAAUUUACGUUCCUUGCACCCAUCAAUUGGAGUUCAUCAAAAACUCACUUUUCUUAACCUAGAAGGUUGUAAAAACCUCAGAAGUCUUCCAAUUGGGAAUUUGACUGGCCUUACUUCAUUGAAUCUAAAAGAUUGCAAAAACCUCAAAAGUCUUCCAAGUAAAUUUGAAAUGGAGUCUCUAGAGAUCCUUGUCCUUUCUGGUUGCUCAAAUUUAAAAAGAAUUUCAGAGUUUGGUGAAAAUAUGAGAAAUGUAUCAAAACUUUACUUAGAUGGCACUGCUAUUACAAAAUUACCUACAUCAAUUGGGAAUUUGACUGGCCUUGCUUCAUUGGAUUUAAAAGAUUGCAAAAAUCUAAUGUCUCUUCCUAGCACCUUUUUUAAUAUGAAGUGGCUCAAAGAUCUCAAUCUUUCCGGAUGCUCAAAAGUCAAAACUACAGGAAAAUUUGGUGACUGAGAAAAGGGUA